AUGGACAGCAUUCAGGACACGGUCCCCCAAGACCGAGGGGGCUGUUGCCCUGCCCUCCGCAGGCUGGUCCCCGUUGGCUUUGGAGCUGAGGUGUGGACGCUCUUCGCUCUUUCUGGACCCCUGUUUUUGUUCCAGGUGCUGACCUUCAUGAUCCAUGUCGUGAGUUCGGUGUUUUGCGGGCACCUGGGCAAGCUGGAGUUGGCGUCAGUGACCCUCUCAGUGGCCUUUGUCAAUGUCUGUGGAGUUUCCAUAGGAUUGGGCUUGUCCUCGGCAUGUGACACCUUGAUGUCCCAGAGCUUCGGCAGCCCCAACAAGAAGCACGUGGGGGUCAUCCUGCAGAGGGGGACCCUGGUGCUGCUUCUGUGCUGCUUCCCCUGCUGGGCCCUCUUCCUCAACACCCAGCAGAUCCUGCUGCUCUUCCGGCAGGACCCGGCCGUGUCCAGGCUAACCCAGGAGUACGUGCUGAUCUUCAUCCCAGCACUUCCGGCAUUUUUCCUUUAUGUGCUGCUGGCGAAAUAUUUGCAAAAUCAGGGAAUCGUCUGGCCCCAAGUGUUCAGUGGCAUCGUGGGCAACUGCAUCAAUGGCUUGGCCAACUACGUCCUGGUUUCCAUGCUGAGCCUGGGGGUCAGGGGCUCUGCUUACGCCAGCACUAUGUCUUACUUCGUGCAGACCAUCUUCCUCUUUCUCUACAUUGUGCUGAAGAAGCUGCACCUGGAGACGUGGGCAGGCUGGUCCAGCCAGUGCCUGCAGGACUGGGGCCCCUUCUUCUCUCUGGCUGUCCCCAGCAUGCUCAUGAUAUGCAUUGAGUGGUGGGCCUACGAGAUCGGGAGCUUCCUCAUGGGCCUGAUCAGCGUGCUGGACCUCUCUGGCCAGGCCAUCCUCUACGAGUUGGCCACGAUAGUCUACAUGAUUCCCCUGGGGCUCAGCAACGCGGUCUGCGUCCGGGUGGGGAUGGCCCUGGGAGCCGCAGAUACUGCCCAAGCUAAGCGGUCAGCCAUCUCAGGCAUGCUCUGCACAGUUGGUACCUCGCUGGUUGUGGGCAUGCUGUUGAGCAUCCUGAAAAACAAACUGGGGCAUAUUUUUACUAAUGAUGAAGAAGUCAUUGCCCUGGUGAACAAGGUCCUGCCGAUUUAUAUAGUCUUUCAGCUCUUUGAGGCCGUCUGUUGCGUCUACGGUGGAGUCCUGAGAGGGACCGGCAAGCAGGCCUUCGGAGCCAUUGUGAAUGCAGUCAUGUACUAUGUCGUCGGCCUCCCUCUGGGCAUCGUUCUGACCUUUGUAGUCAGAAUGAGAAUCAUGGGCCUCUGGCUGGGCAUGCUGGCUUGUGGCCUCCUGGUCACUGCUGCCUUUGCGGUCUACACCGGCCGGAUGGACUGGAAGCUCGCUGCAGAGGAGGCUCAGAAACAUGCGGGGUUGCUGCCGCAGAGGACCUCGGCGACCUCGGCCCCACGCCCCGGGCCUGCGAAAGCUGUCACCUCUUCAGUGGCCACGGGUAACUCCCCAGGCAUCACCCUGACGACGUAUUCAAGGCCCGAGUGCCACCUGGACCUCAUCAGGACCCCAGAAGCAACCCAUGCCCCGUCGGCCCCGGCCAGCCCCCUGUCAGCAAAACAGCUGCUCAUCCGCCGUGGGGCUGCUCUGGGGGUGGUGUCAGCCAUGCUGAUGGUGGGCCUGGUCAUCAGGUUCCUGACCACCAGACACUAG
Messenger RNA from Odobenus rosmarus divergens (Pacific walrus), 1701 nucleotides. It is a transcript of the gene SLC47A2, whose product is annotated as solute carrier family 47, member 2. Gene Ontology annotation, molecular function: antiporter activity; xenobiotic transmembrane transporter activity. The record is from RefSeq and is a predicted model, not a curated record. Bases 1 to 1701 code for a protein of 566 amino acids. The transcript has 18 exons. Gene Ontology annotation, biological process: xenobiotic detoxification by transmembrane export across the plasma membrane. Gene Ontology annotation, cellular component: membrane. NCBI's taxonomy places the organism in Eukaryota, Metazoa, Chordata, Mammalia, Carnivora, Odobenidae.